AUGUCAGCUCCACUCGGGCCCCGGGGCCCAUGCGCUUCCCCGCCGACUGGAGCCCUGCACGACCUGCCGGACCUCAGCCAUCUCACGGAGGAUGAGAGGAAGAUCAUCCUGGGCGUCAUGGACCGACAGAAAAAGGAAGAUGAGAAGGAACAGUCAAUGCUAAAGAAGUUGCACCAGCAGUUUGAGAGCUACAAGGACCAGGUGAAGAAGAUGGGGGACGAUACGACCCCGCAGACGGGAACGACAGGAGAACCCCAGAAGAACCCCAAUGACUCUCCUACCUGCGGGAUUUGCCACAAAACCAAAUUCGCUGACGGCUGCGGCCACCUCUGUUCAUAUUGCCAAACUAAAUUCUGUGCUCGGUGCGGAGGACGAGUGUCUCUGCGGUCAAAUAAGGUUAUGUGGGUAUGCAACUUGUGCCGAAAACAACAAGAAAUCCUAACCAAGUCGGGAGCGUGGUUCUACAGCAGCGCCGCAGGGCCACGGGGCGGGUCUGAGGGCCACAGGGGUCGACGUCACGAGGAGGCCCCCCAGGAGAAGAAGGCCAAACUGCAGCAGGAUCUCCUCUACCAGGGGCCCCCAGGGGACAUAUCAGCAGAUAGAAGCAGACCUCCCGGGCUCCCCAGACAAGGCUCCCUCAACAACGGCUCAGGGCUGAGGCACUCAGUUGCAUCUCUUUCUUUGACGGACAGGAAACGAAGCCCAUCAGCAUCCAGGGAUACAAACCAAAAAUACGACCAAAGGGAGGAGCGGGGUCAGUAUGCCCCGGGGGACGGCACCAUGCCCAGAUCACCGUCCGACUACGGGGAUGGGGACCCUCGGCGUGGGGCCCCACGGAGGUACCGAGACGCUGAGGCGGCGCGGGGGGAGUACCGUGGUGGGCGUGGCCGCUGGCGCUCCCAGGAGGACUACCCUCUGGACCAGGACGGGCCCUACCCUCUAGACGGGCAGCCCAGUGAGUACGAGCUGCAGCGCCAGCGCCAGGAGGAGUACCAGACACGCUACCGCUCCGACCCCAACCUGGCCCGUUACCCCGUCAAGCCCCAGCCCUACGAGGAGCAAAUGAGGAUGCAUGCUGAGGUGGGCCGGGCCAGGCACGAGAGGCGCCACAGUGAUGUGUCUCUAGCCUACACGGAGCAGGACGAGCCCCAGGGACCUAUCCGCCUGUCCAGACAGCAGCUGACCGAGCGCCGGCCGCCGAUGGUGGGCCAACGCUCCUACUCCAUGGACAGAAACUCCCCCACCCCUGGAGGCCACCACCGGACCUCCAACCACAGCCCCCCCACCCCACACCGCAGCCCCGUGCUGGGGGACAGGUCAGGGGACAUGAGGCGGGGGCCAGGGGAGCCAAUAGGGUUCAGGGGUCAUGAUUAUCUGGACCCCAGCUCUGCUGUCAGGAAGACCAAGAGGGAGAAGAUGGACACCAUGUUGAGGAACGACUCUCUGAGCUCUGACCAGUCCGAGUCCAUCAGGCCGCCGCCACCAAAGCCCCACAAAACCAAAAAGGGGGGUAAGAUGCGGCAGGUGUCCCUGAGCAGCUCGGAGGAGGAACUGGCCACCACGCCGGAGUACACCAGCUGUGAGGACGUGGAGAUAGAGAGUGAGUCUGUCAGUGAGAAAGGAGAUUUGGAUGGCCACUGGUUGGACCAUGCGUCAUGGCAUAGCAGCGAGGCCUCCCCAAUGUCUUUGCAUCCCGUGACAUGGCAGCCCUCCAAAGAUGGGGAGCGCCUAAUAGGGCGGAUUCUGCUCAACAAGCGGAUGAAGGAUGGAAGUGUACCUCGAGACUCAGGAGCACUGCUGGGACUGAAGGUGGUGGGUGGAAAGAUGACAGAAUCUGGUAGACUUUGUGCUUUCAUCACUAAAGUGAGGAAAGGAAGUCUAGCGGACACUGUUGGACACCUCAGACCAGGCGACCAGGUGCUGGAGUGGAACGGGAGGUUUUUACAAGGAGCCACAUUCAAAGAAGUUUACAAUAUCAUUCUAGAAUCAAAGCCAGAACCCCAGGUGGAACUGGUGGUCUCAAGGCCCAUAGGAGAUAUUCCUCGGAUACCAGACAGCACACAUGCACAACUGGAAUCAAGUUCGAGUUCCUUUGAGUCUCAGAAGAUGGAUCGCCCCUCUAUCUCUGUCACGUCUCCCAUGAGCCCCGGGAUGCUGCGGGACGCCCCCCAGUACCUGUCAGGACAGCUCUCAAGCCAAAGCCUUAGUAGAAGAACAGCGCCUUUUGUCCCUAGGGUCCAGGUCAAACUGUGGUAUGACAAAGUGGGCCAUCAGCUAAUAGUGACCAUCCUGGGAGCCAAGGACCUGCCUUCUAGGGAAGAUGGCCGCCCCAGGAACCCUUACGUCAAAAUCUACUUCCUCCCUGACAGAAGCGACAAAAGCAAGAGGAGAACAAAAACGGUAAAGAAAUCCUUAGAGCCCAAAUGGAACCAGACCUUUAUGUAUUCUCCUGUGCACCGGCGGGAGUUCCGUGAGCGCAUGUUGGAGAUCACCCUGUGGGACCAGGCCAGGGUCAGGGAGGAGGAAAGCGAGUUCCUGGGAGAGAUACUGAUAGAGCUGGAGACAGCCCUGCUGGAUGAUGAGCCUCACUGGUACAAGCUGCAGACCCACGACGUGUCCUCCAUGCCCCUCCCCCGCGCCUCGCCCAACCCCCAGCGAAGACAGCUCCACGGAGAGAGCCCCACGAGGAGGCUACCCAUACAGAGAUCUCAGAGAAUCAGCGACAGUGAGAUCUCUGACUAUGACUGUGAAGAUGGUGUUGGGGUAGUGUCAGACUACCGGCAGAACGGCAGGGACCUACAUAGUUCCACGUUGUCUGUCCCAGAGCAGGCGAUGUCAUCCAACCACUGCUCGCGGUCGGCAGACAUGAACCGUGCGCGGUCUCGGUCCCCCAGCGUUCCCCCUCCACAGAGAAGUCUGGACCCCGGCUAUGACAUUGACCCCGCCUCGUCUCAGUACAGCUCCUCCAAUAGAGUGGACCGAUGCAGUGUGUCCGAUGACCACCACUCACCUGACAGCCAUUUUCUCACCCUACCUCGAUCCAGACGCUGUCAACCUAGUGAUGAUCAUCAGAAGGAACCCAGGAACCACGGAGCCGUUGAUAGACAUGUGUAUCACAGCAGGUCCAGGUCAGCUGACCAGCGUCCCGCGCUAGAGCGCACCACCACCUCCCGAUCGCGGUCCACGGAGCGCCCCGACUCCGCCCUCAUGAGGUCCAUGCCGUCUUUACCCUCCGGACGCUCCGCCCCUCCCUCACCUGCCUUAACGAGGGCGAACCCCCGCAGCGGAUCGGCCCAAACCAGCCCUACCAGUACCCCCAUGUCCGACAGGAGAGGAGGUCGGCAACUACCACAGCUUCCACCCACAGGGACCAAGGGCAGAAGUGCUAUGGAUGUGGAGGAGAGGACCAGACAGAUGAAGCUGAAGGUGAACAAGUUCAAGCAGGGGGCCGGGUCCGACUCCAGACUGGAACAGGACUACAACAAGUAUAACAUUAGGAGGGAUGGUCAGCGGGGUUCAGACAACAUGUCAGCCAAGUCUUCGGACAGCGAUGUAAGCGACGUGUCCGCUGUGUCGAGAACCAGUAGUGCCUCUCGGUUCAGCAGCACGAGCUACAUGUCUGUCCAGUCAGAACGGCCGAGAGGAAAGCAGAAGAUCAGUGACUUUACGUCCAAAAUGAAAAACAGGCAGUUGGGCACGUCGUCAGGGAGUAUGAACAUGACCAAGAGCACAAGCAUCGGUGGAGACAUGUGCAACCUGGAGAAGACGGACGGCAGCCAAUCGGACACAGGCGUGGGCAUGGUAGGCGGGGACGAGGAUAAGAAGAGACGCUCCAGUAUUGGUGCCAAAAUGGCGGCAGUGGUUGGCCUCUCACGGAAAAGCAGGAGUACCUCUCAGCUCAGCCAAACAGAAGCCGGUGGGAAGAAGCUUCGCAGCACCGUGCAGAGGAGCACAGAGACGGGCUUGGCCGUAGAGAUGAGGAGCCGGAUGACUCGGCAGGCCAGCAGAGAGUCCACCGACGGUAGCAUGAACAGCUACAGCUCCGAGGGAAACCUGAUCUUCCCUGGUGUUAGGCUGUCCUCCGACGCCCAGUUCUCUGACUUCCUGGAUGGACUAGGCCCAGCCCAGCUGGUUGGACGACAGACGCUAGCUACACCACCCAUGGGUGACAUCCAGAUUGGAAUCGUGGACAAGAAAGGAGCGCUGGAGGUGGAAGUGAUCCGAGCCCGUGGCCUUGUGGGAAAACCAGGUUCCAAGGCACUGCCAGCACCAUAUGUAAAAGUGUAUCUUUUGGAAAACGGAGCCUGCAUAGCCAAAAAGAAAACAAAAGUAGCAAGAAAAACCUUGGAUCCCCUUUACCAGCAGCAACUGCCGUUCGAAGAGGCUCCUGGAGGGAAAGUUCUACAGAUCAUCGUAUGGGGAGACUACGGACGCAUGGACCAUAAAUCCUUUAUGGGAGCAGUUCAGAUACUUUUAGAUGAGCUGGACCUGUCUAACAUGGUGAUUGGCUGGUUCAAGCUCUUUCCUCCUUCCUCAUUGGUGGACCCUACCCUGGCCCCCUUGACAAGAAGAGCUUCCCAAACGUCAUUGGAUAGCCGGUCAUAG
Molecule: messenger RNA, 4605 nt
Organism: Salvelinus namaycush (lake trout)
Lineage: Eukaryota; Metazoa; Chordata; Actinopteri; Salmoniformes; Salmonidae
Product: regulating synaptic membrane exocytosis protein 2-like
Exons: 30
Coding region: 1-4605 (1534 amino acids)
Biological process (GO): calcium ion-regulated exocytosis of neurotransmitter; positive regulation of synaptic transmission; regulation of synaptic plasticity
Cellular component (GO): cytoskeleton of presynaptic active zone; presynaptic membrane
Molecular function (GO): small GTPase binding; transmembrane transporter binding
Source: RefSeq, a predicted model, not a curated record